Vitrella brassicaformis is the source of this 3127-nucleotide messenger RNA. The record is from the annotation of a GenBank genome assembly. NCBI's taxonomy places the organism in Eukaryota, Vitrellaceae.
CUGGGAGCUAUAGGGGCAUGGAGGAGCUGCCGGAAUUGACCAUCGUCGUAAGGAACAGCUGCAUCCAUCCACGGGCAGGCGCCACCAUGAUGUGGAAGCUGCCCGUGUGGUGCGUUUCGCUUGUUUUCUGCAUGCAGGUCCGACAGGAAGGCCACGAGGAUGCACACUUCAGCCUCAAGUGAGCCCGCACACGCGAACGCAUCGCCGCCAAAGUGCAUUCAUGUUUUCUUUUUCGCAGGCCCACUGAUAGCAUGGAGAAGCUGAUGCAGGGGUACCGUGCGCACUGUGCACUCCCUGACCAUGACGAGGAUGAGCCCAUCUUGUUCGUGUGAGCAAGCACUUGGGGCUGAAAUCAUGUGCAUCCCUCUGACGCACUAUGCCCGUGUGUGUGGGUGCGUGUCAGGUUUCGGGUGAACGGCAUGCUCGUGUGUGGCUCGGACACACCUGCUUUGCUCAAGCUGCGGGACGGCGAUGUCAUCGUUGCUACCCUAGGUACACACGCGUCAUGGCUGACUGCACGUGGUGGUUGGAUGGGCCCUGUUCUGGUGUGUGUGUGUGUGCAGAGGGGCGUCGUAGGAUGCUUCUUAGGUCGCGUGCUAGGGAGCACAGAGCAGACAGGAUUAUCAGAGGGCGCAUCCUGGUAAGGAGGCGACACACAGGCCAGUGCAAUGAACGUCGGACAAUGGAACACAUCUUUCGUGCCCCCUUUUUCUCCCACGUCAGCGUGCUGCCCCUCCCCCCUCUCUGCCAGCGUUGCCUCCCGAGGUCCUCGGCGAGCUGUCUGAGACCCUUCUCACUAAUGAGGCCCUCCACCUCUCGACCCUCUCAUUCGGCAUGCGAGCCGCCCUGUCCGAGCCAUCCAUCUAUCGCCAUCUCACCGUCACCCCCGACACUCAUUCGACAUGGCGCAAGGCCGGCAAGGAGACCAUGGACGCACUGAAGCGUGACAAGCUGUGUCGGCUUCGGACGGCGAACAUCAUGACCGGUCACGACGUGUACGAGUCUCGGCUGCGUCGUCGUGAGAAGGCUGCCGGGAGCACUCAUGACGAGCGGCCGUGUGAGAUCGACUACGAGGAGAUGGGUAUCGAUCCCGAUAGCGACGACGACGCCAGCGACUAUCCCUUCGCGCAGUACAACCGGGCCCUCCGUCGCCGGGCCAAGUACGCGAGCAUCCUCGAGGCUUCGCGGGCGUCUCUAAGGGAGAUCAGCCUGCAAGACGAGGUGUACUUCCCCAUCAAAGACCGCCCGGCAGAUGUCGCAGUGGCCGAUGACGACCAAUUCUGCUCAUUCGACAAGACGGAGCGGGUGGUCAUCGCGGGGGUUCUGUGGGAUGGCUGCGCGUACGCCCGUAGAUGGCGUUUCCCCGCCCUCAAGUCCUUCAGCGUCUGCGACGACGAGUCAAGGAUCACCUCGCUGGCCAUUUCAGACCUGGACCACCGAUAUAUUGAGUCGUGGGUGUCCGGCUGCAGUCUAGCCUAUCUCGAUGUGCCCAACCUGGAAGCCCCGUCCAUGCUGCGUGUCCUCCGCUCACUGAGCAGCGUUCGGCAGUUGACCGCCUUCGGGGUGCUCGAGAUGGGUGAUCCGGUGGAGGUGACGGAGGUGGGGGAGUGGCUAGAGGAACAGGGCGUGGGAGGGGGCAAGGGCCGGGUCGAAGCCGUCUUGUGUCGCUUCAACAUCGAGCCUAGCCUCUACUUGGCCAACGCAAGCGCCCUGUCGGGUCUAAUCGGCCGUGUGGCCGGCGAAGGCAUCUCUCCCGACCCAGCCGAUGCCAUCGUGGCCAUUCUUCCCCCCAACCCGUCUCACGGUGACCCCAAUGACCCCCCUCCAUCACAACCCCGCAAUCGCUACCCCAUCGCCCAGCACCUCUUUGAGGUCCCCGCCGGUGACCCCAUUGCCCACGACACACCGCAUCUCUUCGACCGGUCGCACAGCCGAGGGGUCAAGAAGCGACCCUUCACCGUGGCUCUCGAUCGGCCCGAGUUCGUCGACGACAUGCUUCGGGUCGACUGGAGGCGGUCCGAUGCUCUCGGGCUGCGGAUCGCGCAGGAGCUGGCGAGGCAUUCGCGUCGCUUGGACAUUACUCCAGUAGGAGAGGGCGACGUGGCGAGGGAUGUGAUGCAGAAGGGCACAUUUGGCGGCUUUGUGUUUGAGAGCGUCACAAGCCUGACGAUCACGGGACAACACGAGGGCGGCACGGAGUACAUCUUGCCUGCGAUGCCUCCCCUGCCAUCUUCCCCCGCCCCCAGCUGUCCGUCCCCAUCCCCUUCGGCCCGCUUCCCGCGCAUCCACGAGCUGCACCUUUUUUGCCCGGUGGAGCACAUGCUUUCUGACCAGGGCGGCCUGCAGCCGAUUCUGCAUGAGGUGCGAGGGCGGAUCCGGUCUCUGCACGUGACGCAGCGUGACGUGCUCGCCCAUGCAGCCGAUGCGAACUGGCACGGGCUGCCCGUGGCGCUCGCGUCGGUGAUGCUGCGGUGCCUGAAGGCCGUCCAUUCGCCGGCGCUGGAGUCCUUGGAGCACAGUUUUGAGGCCAUGGAUGCCUUGGAGCACAGUCCUUUCUACCUUCCCUUCUAUCGCCGGUCGCCCAUCUACCAGCUGUAUAUGACCCCAUCGCUCGUCGCGGAGCUGCCCCCCAUCCCCUCCCUCAAGCUAGAGAUGCCAUACUCCGUCUUCGACAGCUCCGGGAAGAUCCAGCUCGAUCUCAUCCUGGCUGUCGUCAGCAAGACCCCCGGCCUCAGACGCGUCGAGUUCAUUGAAAAGCGUCUAGUGACAUGGACAUCGCCGGAGGGCUACUUGGCCAUUGGGCCGAGCAAGGACAGGUACCCGAGCUACCUGGCCACCACGGCGGUGGAUGAGGCACUGGCUGCUGCCGGAUCCCCCUUUGUGGUCUCACCAGGCGUGCAGCCGGAAUGGAGCCUGGUGUUGGAGAGAUGAUGUCAGGACGAAUAGACGGGGCUGUGCGCAUAGACAGGGUGUGGUUGGCUGGGGUCGUAUGUGGGUGUGGGUGUGGGUGCGAUGGCAGUGUGAGAGUGGCUCAGCCUGCUUGUUUGUUCACCUGUGAUAUGUAUAGAGGUUGCUUGUAGAUAUCUGCCGACAACGAGAUGAGAAAGAGUGAAGCAUUGCUGCUAUC